Molecule: messenger RNA, 2589 nt
Organism: Solenopsis invicta (red fire ant)
Lineage: Eukaryota; Metazoa; Arthropoda; Insecta; Hymenoptera; Formicidae
Product: zinc finger BED domain-containing protein 4-like
Exons: 4
Coding region: 580-2532 (650 amino acids)
Molecular function (GO): DNA binding; protein dimerization activity
Source: RefSeq, a predicted model, not a curated record
UGCCGGAUAUCCGGCAACUAUCCGGUAUCCGGCCUAUCCGGCCGUUUUGUACUAUCCGGCCGGAUAGCCGGAUAUCAUUAGUAUCCGGCCGGAUAUCGGAUCCAAAUUUGAUAUUUAAAAUUGGCGUCAUUAUUAAUGCUGGAUUCGAGACGCAGAGUCCUCUAGGAACAAAGCUAAUCAUUUUUUAUCAGACUCUCUUUUGUACAAUCUUUUUAAACGUUUAUUUUCAAUAACGGUGAAGUAGAGAACCUCUAAAGAGAGAGAAUCACCAACUGGGGUCACGUGACCGAUUCUGUGAUUGGCUGACAUAACUGUAAAGAUUUUGCAUUGCGACGUCAAUUCAUUGGCCGGCACAAAUCACGCGGAACCAUCGAUGGUUCCUCGCGACGAAGCACAUCAACGCAUUGAUUCUAGAGAUUUUCUAGGUGAAAGGCAUUAGUGUUUUUCUAACCUAACUUACGAGAAGAUACAAUAGCAAAGUGAUUAGUGAAAAUUAUCGAUAAAUUUAUCUUCCACAUGGUGUAGAUGACCUGAAGAAUAUAUCGUUCAUUUUAUUGUUGCAUUUAAUUAUAAAAUAUAAUGGCACAAGGAAAAUCCAACGUAUGGAAAUUUUUUAAAAUAUGUAGUGAUGAUGAAAAAAAAGCAGAAUGUUCACUUUGCAAAGCGUCGCAAAAAAAAAUUAUGAGAGGAAAAACGCCUAAAUUAUUUUCUACAAAACCUUUAUGGAAUCACUUAAAAAGUAAACAUCCAUUGGCAAUAGAAAACAUGGAUGGAAAUACAGAUCCUGAAACUGAUCCACCAACUUUAAACUUAAACUCUUCAUCAUCAAUUUCACACUCAAAAUCUCAUCAGCCUACUUUACAAUCUUUAAUUAAGAAAAAAGAAAUGUGGUCUUUGGAUGAUCCAAAAGCCAUGAAUAUAACCAAAAAGAUCUGCGAAAUGAUGGCUCUUGAUGCUGAACCAUUCGCACUAGUUGAGCGAAAAGGCUUUCAAAGAUUAAUAAAAUAUUUGGCACCGCAGUAUCCAUUACCUUGUAGAACAUAUUUUUCUGAAAAAAUUAUGCCACGUUUGUAUGAAAAUUUGAAAACAUGUAUUAAAGAAAAAUUAAUUACUGCGAUAAAUAUAUCGUUCUCCACCGAUAUUUGGACUAGUCCAGCAAACAACGAGUCAUUUAUAAGCCUGACAGCUCAUUUCAUACGAAGUGAUGAUAUGCAUAGAGAAAUACUUGUACUCAGCGCGAAACACUUUCCUGAUAGUCAUACUGGUUUCAAUAUCGGUCAGAUAUUAAAUGAUGUGAUGGAAGAAUGGCAUAUAAGUUCUAGUCAAAUUCAUCUCAUUUUAAGGGAUAAUGCUUGUAACAUGAUUAUAGGAACUGAUAUGUUAGGAGAGAGUGUAGGAUGUUUUAUUCACACUUUACAACUCGUGAUUCAUGAUUGUAUUUUUAAAAAUCGAAAUUUUGUUGAAAUUUUGGGGAAAUGUCGAAAAAUUGUUGGACAUUUUAGCCAUUCUUCACUCGCCUGCUCGAAACUCAAAAACAUACAAGAAAAUUUGAAAUUGCCAAUUCAUAAGUUAAUCCAAGAUGUUACUACAAGAUGGAACUCAACAUUUUAUAUGUUGUCAAGACUUCAUGAACAACGACAAGCGGUAACUGCAUAUGCUGCGGAGAAAGAUAUACCAAGCCUUACGGCUAUGCAAUGGAAUAUGGUAGAAAACGUUAUACGUGUUCUCCAACCGUUUGAAGAAAUGACUAAAAUGGCCAGUUUAAAUUGUGAAACAAUUGGAUACGUUAUUCCAGCAAUUGUUACUCUACACUCGUAUCUUUCAAAACGACAAAAGGAUACUGGAGUAAUGAUGUUGAAAGAAGAUCUCAAAAAAGCGAUGGAAGAACGAUUUCUUAAUCCUAUAGGACUCAAUGUCAAAGAUCAAAAAUGUUUUGUACUCGCUACCGUAUUAGAUCCAAGGUUCAAAACAAAAUUUUGUCCAGACGAAAAUAAGGCCAAACAGUGGAUUAUUGAAGAAUUACUAGAAGUGAAUAAAAGAGUCACUAAUGAUACUGAAAACAAUACGCAGAGUCAUAACGUCAGCUCUCUUCAAGAACGAAAUGUCAUAAGCGAAACACACGAGGACAUUUGGAAGUGUUUCGACGACAUAGUAAAUAAUUCAAAAUCUGAUACUGAUAAUAGCAAUCUUGAUGAUUCAGAAAGCAUAUCGUUUGAAAGACAACCAAGUGAGAGAAGUAAAAAGAAAACUGCUGUCUACAAUGCUGAGUUAGCGAAAUACCUCGUGUUACCAUUGUCACCUAGAAAUGAGGAUCCUUUAAUAUGGUGGAAAAUACAUGCUUUGGAAUAUCCAAAUCUCAAAAUUUUGGUUAUAAAAUACUUGAGUGCUCCUCCUUCUUCUGUCAAUUCAGAAAGACUUUUUAGUGCAGGAAAGUUAGUUUAUUCUGAUAAUAGAAACAGAUUGUCACCGCAGAAUGCUGAAAUGUUAUUGUUCAUCAUGAAAAAUUUAUUAAUAUUAAACUACAAUUUUUGAAUGUUGAAACUAUGAUGUAAAUAAAAUAUAAAAUCAUAAAUAAAUCUGAUACUUUUC